Molecule: messenger RNA, 802 nt
Organism: Pelobates fuscus (common spadefoot toad)
Lineage: Eukaryota; Metazoa; Chordata; Amphibia; Anura; Pelobatidae
Gene: C8H2orf80
Product: chromosome 8 C2orf80 homolog
Exons: 9
Coding region: 128-766 (212 amino acids)
Source: RefSeq, a predicted model, not a curated record
AGCCCUGUAAUAUUGCAAACCUGUUUGUGCUUCUCUCAGCAGCAGGAAAAAUAAAAAAGAAAUCCACGAGCAGAUUAUCAAAGCCAGGAUUUUGGACCUUGGCUGUGUUUGUUAUCCCUGCACAUCUAUGGAAAGAAAGCAGCUUAAAAAAGAAGUGGAGAAACUUCUGGGUGACUAUGUUGGAACUACUCUUCGAGAAAAGGAGUUUGAUCCAAAGGGGCGAAAAGAAUCCACAUUGCUGGAUGAAAUGGCUCAUUAUGACCUCGCUAUUGGUGUUGCAUUACAGUGGCUUAGCACAUCUGAUGAGCUGAAAAAAGGAAAUAUAAAGUUGCCUCUGAACCAACACAAAUACCCCAAUAGGAUGGAAAGGGAAGCUAUGAUUUUAUCCACUUUUGCAGGAACAGUAAUGAAUCAUCUACCAGUGGAAGAUGUGUUUGAAAUUUAUGGGAACAAAAAUUCAGCAACACAGCUUCAGAAUUCAACCAAGGGUCACUGGACACAGGCCUUUAAUCUUUCAUUACAUCCAUUUGCCAUGCUGACUGCCCCUCAGGCUGCAGAACAUGCGUUGAAGCAUUGUAGCCGAAUGUAUAAAUCCACAAGUAGAAGUUUUAACAGUACAGCAAAAGGGUUGAAACCACAGACUGCAGCUGUAAACCAGCAUGAAACUGAUUCUGAAAGAGAAAACACUUCAACUGAAUCAUUAACAGAAGGGAGCCUAACAGAUCUUAAUGAAGACAAUGGUGAAGAUUCUGAAAUUUGCAGUUAAAUUAAUUACUUAUUUGUGUGUUAUUUCUUUCUUUUU